Solanum verrucosum is the source of this 342-nucleotide messenger RNA. RefSeq names its product glucan endo-1,3-beta-glucosidase-like. The transcript has 4 exons. Bases 1 to 342 code for a protein of 113 amino acids. Lineage: Eukaryota; Viridiplantae; Streptophyta; Magnoliopsida; Solanales; Solanaceae. The record is from RefSeq and is a predicted model, not a curated record.
AUGGCUAAAGCAAUUCUCACCCUUCUCUUCCUUCUCUCGUCCUACUUCUCAGCAGGGAGUCUGACAUUAGUGGAUGGACAGAAGACUUGGUGUGUGGCUAGACCUUCAUCAGAUGAGAUGGCACUUGAGCAAAACAUAGUUUUUGCAUGUAAAUAUGUGAAUUGCAAUAUAUUUAACGAGGGUGGUCCUUGUUUUUCACCAGAUAAUUCGAUGAAUCAUGCUUCUAUUGCCAUGAAUUUGUACUAUCAAUCUAAAGGAAGAGAUUUCUGGAAUUGUAACUUUGGUAAUUCUGGCCUUGUUGUCUUGACUGAUCCAAGUUAUGGUGGCUGCAUCUAUGGGUGA